AUGGAAGUGGCCCAGUCGCUCGGUACCGAUGAGCAGACGCGUUUGACCCAGCUGAGGUUCGACGCGGCCGUCAAAGUCAUCAAGAGUUUGCCACCGAACGGUUCUUUUCAGCCGUCCAAUGACAUGAUGCUGAAGUUCUACAGUUACUACAAGCAAGCCACGGUGGGCAAGUGCAACAUCGCCCGGCCCGGAUUCUGGGACGCCAUCGGCAAAGCAAAAUGGGACGCGUGGAACUCUCUGGGCGAAAUGAGCAAAGAGGAAGCCAUGGCGGCCUACGUGGACGAAAUGAAGUUGAUUUUGGAGGGCAUGCCCAUGACGGGCGAGGUGGAAGAGCUGCUGCAGAUCCUCGGCCCUUUCUACGAACUGGUGGACGAGAAGAGAAAGAUUACGCAGAUAUCGGAUCUCAGCACAGGCUUCGGCACGUCUCUGAGCAGCGUGUCGUCGAGAAGCGUGGCCAAGAGCAUCGUCAGGACCAUGGAGAUGAACGGAACGCUGGAGGCUCCGCCCGCCAAGUUCGCCACGCCCGAGGAACAGUCUGACGACGACCACGGUGAUGAUGACGCCGAAGCCUCGCGUCGAUUUCAAAAUGGCAAGAUGGCCAACGGACAGGCGCACAUGACAAACGGCGACCACACGCUGGUCAACGGACACCACCUCGGUAAGGAAAGCAUUAGAUCUCGCAAGGACGUGACGGGCGGCGCUCAGCUCGCCAGCGACUCGGACAGCGAGGUCUACUGCGACUCGGUGGAUCAGUUCGGCCAAGACGAGAAUCUGGAGCAAAGUCGCUCCCUGGAGGACUUGGACGAAGAUGAAAAAGAGGAAGAGGAGGAGCCCGCGGAGCACCAGGGAGCGCCGCAGGGCGUCAGGUGCGGCGGCGAGGACGGAGAAGCCGGCGGGAGCGCCUCGCAGCGGUCCCGACUCAACGUGGAUUUUCCCAAUUCCAACAUCGGAGUCAGCAGAGGCUCGAGGGCCCUCGGGCGCGGUCCCGGGGCGUCGAAACCCUCGCACGGCGCCGGCGGAGACGACAACGGCGGCGGGCGGCGCGGCGGAGGCGGCGCGUCCGCGGGAAGCUUGAACGAGCAGAUCGUGGCGGCCUUGGCCCAGCUACAGGACGACAUGCGCAGCGUUCUUCAGAGGCUCCACACGCUGGAGGCGCUCAGCGCCACGCAGGCGAGAUCAGCAGCCAUGUCGCCGGUCCACACGCCCGCCUCUGCCAACAAGAACAAUCUGCGGCCAUCUUGGUGGCCUUUCGACAUUUCUCCCGGCAGUUUGGCCUUUGCCGCCGUGUGGCCCUUCGUAGCGCACUGGCUCAUCGGCCUCUACGUCAACAGGCGGAGAAGGUAUUGA
Molecule: messenger RNA, 1347 nt
Organism: Nerophis lumbriciformis (worm pipefish)
Lineage: Eukaryota; Metazoa; Chordata; Actinopteri; Syngnathiformes; Syngnathidae
Source: RefSeq, a predicted model, not a curated record